This is a messenger RNA of Solanum dulcamara, 1832 nucleotides long. RefSeq names its product putative F-box protein At3g25750. The transcript is spliced from 3 exons. Gene Ontology annotation, molecular function: protein binding. The record is from RefSeq and is a predicted model, not a curated record. NCBI's taxonomy places the organism in Eukaryota, Viridiplantae, Streptophyta, Magnoliopsida, Solanales, Solanaceae. Bases 212 to 1315 code for a protein of 367 amino acids.
AAAAGGUAAUUCAUUGUGCCUUUGUUAUUCUUUCCUAUUAAAACUUUGGGAGUUUUGUUCGACUGGCUUACUGCAUAAACUGGUUACUGGGAAAUCUGAUCUGUGUUGCGAAAAAUGUAUUGAUUUGGUUGUUAUCCGGCAGGAAUUUUCCGAGAAUUUCAAGAUUUUCAGAGCAAAACGUUGCAAGCUCUUUCGGUGGUUCAGUACUGUAAUGUUAACAUCAGAUUGGUGUAAGUUGCCAGUGGAACUUUUGGGGUUAAUUGCUAGUCGGCUGCAUUUUGCUGAAGACUGGGUGCGGUUUGGAGCAGUGUGUAAGUCAUGGAGAAUUUGUGUAAUACAAAAUGGCAAUUCUUCACGCUUAUUCCUUCCUUGGCUGAUGCUUCCUCAGAGGAAACAUGAAAGCUCGCGCAGAUUUUGUAGUCCUUUCAACUGUAAGAGUUAUGAUAUAUGUUUGCCAGAUGCUCUAGAUAAACGCUGUUGGGGUUCUUCUCAUGGUUGGUUGGUCACUCUUGGUGCCAAUUUUGAGAUGCACUUGCUGAAUCCAUUAUCAGGGGGCCAAAUUUCACUCCCCCCACUGCAUAAAUGCCCUAAUUUGAAUCUGGUUUGUACAGGAAAGAGCUUUCGCGACUCGUUUGUUUACAAAGUUAUCUUGUCUGCUAGUCCGUGCUCGUCAAAUUGUGUUCUUUUUGCUAUCUAUUCUGAUAAUUGGAAGAUGGCAUUUACAAAGCCAGGUGAUGUUGCUUGGACUCCCUUGAGUUGCAUCCAUGGCCAUGUUGAUGAUGCCAUGUGUCACGAUGGGAAGUUUUAUGCCAUCGACACUUUUGGCGAAAUUCUGAUGUGGGACUUAGCCGGCUCUUUGUUGAAGAGAAUAGCUUUUCCACCAUCUCGUGAUCUGGAUAAUUUGGUGUAUGCUACUACAUAUCUUGUCGAGGUAAAGGGCCAAAUAUAUGCCAUAAUGAGGCUUUUGUUUGAUACAAGAAUCACAGAUACUCCUUGUCUAAACACUUGGUGUUUCAAAAUUUACAAGUUGGAUGUCUGCAACGACAAGUGUGAAGAAGUGAAAUCUUUGGGUGAUUGGUCUAUUUUUGUCGGAAACAAUCAUUCCUUCUCAAUUCCAUGCUCUGCUUACCCAGAAUGUGAGAGUAAUUGCAUAUACUUCACAGAUGACUUCUCCGGAGUUCAUUACAAUGUAGUACAUGGCUAUGAUAUGGGUAUUUACAACGUUCAGAAUCUCAGGGUACAACCUCUUCUUCAGGAAGAUAUAUCCGACUUUGCAUUUUCGCUGCCACUGUGGAUAAUACCAAGUUUAUCUUAAGGAUUCUUCAGUAGAGAGAGACGGUAAUGUACAUCGUGCACCCGAUUUUCUGUGAAAUCAUGAGAUAUUUGAUUAGCUAUACUACUAAAGCAAUAUGUAUUUUACAGUGUGAGCAAAUGUUUAUUAUGCUUUUAAACUGUUGGUUCCUUAAGUUUGGAAUUGUUGCUUUUUUGUCAUGGGAGAACUACAGGAAUGGUCAUAUUUUGGUCUUUCUAUGCCAUUUAAUCAUUUUUAGCAUACAAAACGUUACCAAUGACAUACAACAUUCAGAAAGUCUAGCAACAUUACUUCAAGUUGAUGCUCCGUCAUCGCCUUAUAUACAUGUUGUAUUCCUCUCAACAUAUCAUCGUGUAACGUUCUAUUUAUGUACAUGUUGUAUUCCCCCUCAACAUAUCAUCAUGUAACGUUCUAUUUAUAUACAUGUUGAAUUCCCCCUCAACAUAUCUAACGUUCUAUUUAUGUACAUGUUGUAUUCCCCCUCAACAUAUCUAACGUUCUAUUUAUGUACAUGUUGUAU